Molecule: messenger RNA, 2404 nt
Organism: Peromyscus leucopus (white-footed mouse)
Lineage: Eukaryota; Metazoa; Chordata; Mammalia; Rodentia; Cricetidae
Gene: Osgin1
Product: oxidative stress induced growth inhibitor 1
Exons: 10
Coding region: 602-2038 (478 amino acids)
Source: RefSeq, a predicted model, not a curated record
GACCCCCAGAUCCUUUGUUGCCUCAUCAGGGGUGGGGGUCCCCUGGGGGGUGGCCAGCUGCACUGUGCCUCCCCCCCACCCCACCAGCAGUCCCUUCCAGCAACUCAGCCACCAGCACUUCAUCAGGGUCAGAAAGAUCCAUCCCUGAGAGGGAGAGAAGGGAAGACACCCUACCCCACCCCCCUGGAACUCACAUCCCUGUGUGGAGGAUCACACGAACAAACCAACAGAAUCUCUCCCCGAGCCUGGAGCCCAGCAUGUCAGCAAGCCUGGCUGACUAACAAGCGCCCCCAAGAUCCGCCUGUCUCUGCAACCACGGUGCUGGGAUUGCAGAAAAUUUCAUCAAAGUGUCGUUUUCUUGAUUAGUGAGUGUUUGGUUCUUAGAAGAAGAGCCUGACACCCGCCCCCGGACCUGGUCCCGGUGGCAGAGAGGACCAUGAGGGUGACAACUGAUAAUGAUGAGAACAGCCGGGCACUGUGACCAAGUCCCUCACCGUGACCAAGUUCCUCUGAGUGUCCUGCGCACCCAGGCUCGCCAGCUCCCUCCAGCUACUGCCCAUCAGGUCCGCUGUCAGCCUCAAGCUGAGCCCCAACCCCAGCUAUGAGCUCCUGGAGGCGUGACUCCCUCAGGGCCAGCAGCUCGGAGCCCCUCCCAGUGAUCAUCAUCGGCAAUGGCCCCUCGGGUAUCUGUCUGUCCUACCUGCUCUCUGGCCACAUCCCCUACGUGAAGCCAGGUGCCAUCCACCCACAUCCUCUGCUGCAGAGAAAGCUGGCUGAGGCUCCGGGGGUCUCCAUCCUGGACCAGGACCUGGAGUAUCUUUCGGAAGGCCUUGAAGGCCGAAGCCAGAGCCCUGUGGCCCUGCUCUUUGAUGCCCUCCUGCGUCCCGACACAGACUUUGGAGGCAGCAUGGACUCUGUGCUCUCCUGGAAGCGGCAGAAGGAACGCGCUGUUCCCCACCUUGUCCUGGGGCGGAACCUUCCUGGGGGCGCCUGGCAUUCCAUUGAAGGUUCCAUGGUGACCUUGAGCCAAGGCCAGUGGAUGAGCCUCCCAGACCUACAGGUUAAGGACUGGAUGCGGAAGAAAUGCAGAGGUCUCCGUAACAGCAGAGCCACAGCCGGCGACAUCGCCCACUACUACAGGGACUAUGUGAUCAAGAAGGGUCUGAGCCACAACUUUGUAUCUGGUGCCGUAGUCACUGCUGUGGACCAGGCAGAGGCUGAGCACGGGGGUCCUGAGGCCCAAGCACCCAGCCCCCUCUUCCAAGUGAAAGGCUAUUUGACUGCCAAGGACCACAGCCACCAGCCCUUCUCACUGUGGGCCCGGAACGUGGUCCUGGCCACGGGCACCUUUGACAGCCCAGCCCGGCUAGGCAUCCCCGGAGAGACCCUGCCCUUUGUCCACCACGAGCUGGCAGCCCUGGAGGCAGCCCUGCGGGCAGGCACCGUGAACCCAAACUCAGACCCGGUGCUGAUCGUGGGCGCUGGGCUGUCUGCGGCCGACGCUGUCCUCUUUGCUCGCCACUACAACAUCCAGGUGAUCCAUGCCUUCCGCCGGUCUGUCCAUGACCCUGGCCUGGUGUUCAACCAGCUGCCCAAGAUGCUAUACCCUGAAUACCACAAGGUGCACCAGAUGAUGCGUGAUCAAUCCAUCUUGUCACCCAGCCCCUAUGAGGGCUACCGCAGCCUCCCUGAGCACCGGCCUCUGCUCUUCAAGGAGGACCACCAGGCAGUGUUCCAGGACCCACAAGGGGGCCAGAAGCUCUUUGGAGUCUCCCUAGUGCUGGUCCUCAUUGGCUCCCACCCCAACCUCUCCUACCUCCCCAGGGCAGGUGCUGACUUGGUCAUAGACCCUGAUCAGCCACUGAACCCCAAGAGGAAUCCCAUUGAUGUGGAUCCCUUCACCCAUGAGAGCACUCACCAGGAGGGCCUAUAUGCCCUGGGGCCACUGGCUGGGGACAACUUCGUGAGGUUUGUCCAAGGUGGGGCCUUGGCUGCUGCCAGCUCCCUGCUGAGGAAGGAGACCAGGAAACCACCCUAACAUCAGCCAGAUGCCCUGACACCAGGCCCUGAAGAGAAGGGGCUUCACCACAGCCCGGCGGGACAUGAGCCCAUCUAAAGAUUUCCCAUGUGGGGACCAGUCUCCCCAGCAGGAGAUGAAGACUAGAGCCCUGUGGAUGGGCUGUCUGGCCCAGAGGCAUGGGGGAACACAGGCUACCCCAUCCUCAGGCUAGUCAAGGCCCACGGUGAGAGCAGCAGCCAUAGGCCAGAGAAGCCUGGGCCUGGGCCCCCUUGAAGCUAUCAGUGUGUGCUGGAAUCACGGGGCCAGCUGAGUGCCCAACUAGGAGGACUCCAGGCCUAACCUUUCAGAACCAGGUCCAUAAUAAAACCAACAGUGCCUCCACUG